Messenger RNA from Entrophospora sp. SA101, 645 nucleotides. The record is from the annotation of a GenBank genome assembly. NCBI's taxonomy places the organism in Eukaryota, Fungi, Glomeromycota, Glomeromycetes, Entrophosporales, Entrophosporaceae.
AUGUUUAACGCAACUCAUCUUCCUGUAGAUAUUUUUUCACUAAAAAGAAAAAAAGAGUCAGAUAGUGAGUUGGAUAUUGAUCAAGAAAUUGAAAAUAUUGAAAAUUUAGACAUGCAAAGUAACUUGAUUAAUAAAAUUUUACAAAAUGCGAUAGGUAAUAAAAUAACAGUAGAGAAAGAUGCUAAAUUAGCAAUAAAUAGAUCAUUAACAACUUUCAUCAGAUUAAUAACCAAAAGAGCCAACAUAAUUGCUAAAAAACGUAGUCAUAAAAAUAUAUCUACAAGUGAUAUUUUUGAAGCAUUAGAGGAAUCAUUUAAAGAAACACAAAAACAAAAGAAAACUAAUCAUCAUAAAAAUGGACCUCCCGAAUCUUCAAUUGUAUCACAAUCACCUCCUGAUAAUGGUGUUAUAGUAUUAUUAGAAUCCAAUAAUACCUUUUUAUUAUCAUCAUCAGAUUAUAAUAAUAACAACAAUGAGGGUGAUGACAAAACAACAAUUAAGGGUGAUAAUAAUAUUGAUGGAAAUGAAAGUGGAGGUGGCGAUAAUCCUUCUUCUUCUGCUGCAUCUAUGGAAUCUGUUGUUGAAUAUUUUGGAGGAAAUAAUAGUAAUCCUAUUGUAUUAGUGGUAGGUGAUAAUAAUAAUUAA